AUGUACAUGGUAUGGUCUCGUUUUUUGAGAUGGGUUGGACGGAUCAGAAGGGCGCAUUGUUGCACAUUGACGCAACCGUUGCGUCACCAACGUCCACCGCCGUCCGAAGACGUCCUUCUCAUGGAUGUGUGACCGCCUUUUUUUGUUGUUUACUUCGUCUUUUGAAUUUUAAACGGUCUGAAAUUUGGAAUUGAUCGAAAUGGUCAGUAAAAUCUUUGUAAGACCUCUUAAAGGUUUUUUUUUAAAUUUUUUGUAGGACUCAAGAUUUUUCAGAAUGAUUCUAUUCCUACAUCAAGGAACAGCUUGUUCCUCAGUUUUUAAAAAUGUAUUUUCGUUCUCCCAUGUUCUUUCUCUGCUUCAAGGACAAUUUCAGAAAAGUAAAUCGCUAAUAAAUUGUCCAGACUCGUUUUCAACGUAGGGUGCGUCUUGGAAGAAUUGAUUUUCAGAAUUUAGAAGAUUUUAUCAUGGACGAUGUCGACUUCUUUUCAAAAUUUCAAUCUGUUAGUAACAGUUGCGAGCUUAGAGGUUAGAAAGCUAAUUAGGUGAAUUUUUGAAAUUUUUGACAAAAAUUAGGUUACGGUAGUCCAUGCAUUACGCUUAUACGGCUGAUUUGUGAUUCGAAUUUAUCAUUAUCCUCAUCAUUUUUCGCCGUUCUGUUAUAGUAGGAAAAAAAGGAUUCAUGAGUAAAAAAAUUAUUUAAUCGUGCUCAAAAAAAUAUGAAAUCAAGGAACUUUUUUUCUUCGCAGAAUUAAAAAUCGAAAAAAUUUCAGUUAUCCCGUUUCGGAACCUAAAAAAUAUUUUAAUUGAAAGUUCUAUUCCUUAUUUUCGUUCGAGUUUUUUUCAGUUUUUUUUUCUCAAACUCCUUUUUCUGAUAGUUAUACGUAUGAAUACGAUCUCAGCCAGUCGAAGGUUUUUUAAAAACUUUCAUAAAAAAAUCUAUAGUUUGACUUUUCAAAUCAGAAAUCUAGUUUUCUUUUUGCAUUCUUUUUUUUUGAGCUUUGCACUUCCUAUCAUGUUGCUCAUAUCUGUCGGAACGCCAUUGGGAUCCGGUUUCAGGUGGUUUCUCAUCGGAUAUUGCGUAGGCGAUCGCGCGGUCUGACCUCCCCGGCGUGGACUUGUGGUCAGAGGAGAUCGCUCGUCUUGGCUUUGGCACUGUUCCAGGAGGCGACCACAGCCUCGCUAGGUUGAUCGAUCGCCCUUGGACAGAUGCUAGCUACAAUGCGCAGAAACAAUGUUUAGGCUUCUGGAAAUUUAGUGAGAGGGACAAGAGACUCAUUAAUACAAUUGAAACGAAGUAAUUGGAGUCCUAACUUCGGGAAUGAGCUGGGACUUCUUCCAAAAAAUGAAUGAAAAUUUUUUAUACUUUGCUUAAAAGAAAUAUUUCAAGUCUUUAUCGAAUUUGAACCCGAAAAGAUUCAUUUUAUGACUUUCAAAUAGUAGGAAGAAGUUGAUUAGGGUUAGGAAGCUCAAAAAAUUAAUUAACAGAAAUUUCAGUUUUUCCACGUCAAUAUUUAUUUUUAAAACGUCAACUCUUCACGUGAAAAAUGGCAAAUACUCGUUGAAGAUCUUUUCUAGAUAUGGCAGUGUCCAUCACGUUUCAAGGGUACCUGGAAAGCUAGCGUUUAUUUGUAGUUUGCUGGGUAUCUCAAUAGAAUUUUUUUUCUUGACCUCAUACAGUAUAUUUCAUGAUAUUUGACCUCAACAAUUGUUUUGUUUGUACUAUGGUGGGUUGUGCUGACCUCACCGUGCCGUUGGAAUCAUUCUCUUUGGCCUAUUUUAUCGGUUCUUGUUGUUCGGGUUUAUAUUUUCCUGGAUGGAGGGUUUUGAUGUUUUCGUCAACUUCAGUAGGUAUAGGUGUUAACUUUUCGAUUGUUCAAUAGUUUGAGCGUUUUUAACUUGCAUAUAUACUUUAUAGGACAAUAUUUGAAUAUUUUAAAACUCAUUUUCCGAUUUCGAGAUCGAAUCACAUCUAGAUUUGAACGAAGUUUUGAUAUUUUGAUAUUUCUUUUCUGAAAAUUGUGACCGUUAAUGUAUAAAAUAACCUGAAAGUGAAAAUUGAAUAGAAAAUGAGCUUUAAGUUUAACUUUUUUUUCUUAGAUUUUACUUCUCACUCAUAUAUUUUUCGUGUACUCAUGUUACCCUAUUGAAAAAAUGAAUAACUUUUUCUCUAUUCUAAAUGUUAGAGUACAAUUUGAACCGCGAGAUGUUGAAGUUUUUUUAAACUUAAGUUUCAUUCAUGAAAUUGCUAGAUAAAUUUUUGUAAAAACGUUGAAAAAAAGUUCAUUAAAAAUAUUCAAAAAUACCGGGGUGAAGAAGAAAAAAAAUUACCGGCUUAUAAAUUCACAGUAACUAAUUGAUCUAGUCUUUUUCUUUUUCUUUACAUUGUGUCUGGAUCCUUUUCUCGUCAACCGUCUCGUUUUUUCUUUCAACUUUCCAAAAUUUGCUUUAUUAACCUACGAUUUUUCAGGGUGCGCUUCCUUUCCCUGAGCCGACUUUGA
Molecule: messenger RNA, 2498 nt
Organism: Caenorhabditis auriculariae
Lineage: Eukaryota; Metazoa; Nematoda; Chromadorea; Rhabditida; Rhabditidae
Source: the annotation of a GenBank genome assembly